ACAACAUUGCACCCAAAUUAACUCAAACCCAUAAAUUCUCCCCUUCCACCAUUUUUGCCUAUUUUCUUAACUCAUUCUUUUCUCCCUCAUUUCCUCCCAAACCCUCAACCUACAACUUAUCUUUAUACAAGAGAUACACAGAUCUCAACUCACAUGAUGAGACUGGAGAGAAGAAACAUGGGUUGAUUGAGCUUUUUCAGCUGAAAAUUUGAUGGCAUAUGCUUCAAAGCCCUUCUCUUCCGCUUUCUUGUUGAAACCUACAGAUAUUCAGUUCUCAGAAGUCCUUGUUUUUUUCUCUUUCUCGAUCAAAAUUCAGUCGGUUCUCGUAUGUGUUUAGCUAAUUGUUUAAGUAGUGUUUGAGCUUUGAAGGGAAGAAAAAAGAAAUGGACCCAAUAACAGCUCACGGACGCCCUCUUCCUCCUUUCCUCAUUCGAGAUCUUCAUCUAAAUCCGCACCAACAAUUUCAACAUAACCACCACCAACAACAGUUACAACAUCAUAGCUCUGAGGACGAACAAAGCCGUGGCCAGAAACGGGAUCGAGAGGAAACGGCCACCACAACCGACGCGAGUGAAGGUAAAGAACUCGAUGUAGUCCCCGGAACAGAAGGUGAAAUCUCCAGAAGACCACGCGGUAGGCCUGCGGGUUCAAAGAACAAGCCUAAGCCACCGAUCAUCAUAACCCAGGAUAGCGCCAACGCCCUCCGAUCCCACGUUAUGGAAAUUGCCACCGGCUGUGAUAUUAUGGAGAGUGUUUCGACUUUCGCUAGGCGAAUGCAAAGAGGGGUUUGCAUUUUAAGUGGGAGCGGAACCGUGACGAAUGUAACCUUAAGGCAACCAGGAGCUCCAGGUGCGGUCGUCACUUUACAUGGAAGAUUCGAAAUUUUAUCACUAUCUGGGUCAUUUUUGCCUCCUCCAGCACCACCGGCUGCAUCAGCGCUGACCAUAUACUUAGCCGGCGGUCAAGGUCAGGUUGUUGGAGGAAGCGUGGUGGGUCAACUAGUCGCUUCAGGGCCCGUGGUGAUUAUGGCAGCUUCUUUCGGUAAUGCAGCGUACGAAAGACUUCCAUUGGAGGAAGAAGAACCACCAACGGUAACGGUUCCUGGAAGUGGACACUUAGGGUCACCCGGAAGCGGACCCUUAGGGUCACCCGGAAGAAUGGUUAGUCAGGCGCAACAGCAGCAGCAACAGCAACUACUGCAAGAUCCCAAUGGAUCCUUUGCUCAAGGGUUGCUACCGAAUCUUCUCAAUUCAGUUCAAUUGCCAAACGAGGCCUACUGGGGCUUAGGCCGUCCUCCUUAUUAACAAAACAGAAACUUUCGGGUUUUUUUUCCUUCUCUUGUUAGUUUGACCUUUUGAUAACCUUUUCCUUUCUUCUUUUUAUAAGAUAGUCGAUGUUUUAAUUUUAAGCAUGAUGAUCAUGGGAUUCAACAGGCU
Molecule: messenger RNA, 1436 nt
Organism: Hibiscus syriacus
Lineage: Eukaryota; Viridiplantae; Streptophyta; Magnoliopsida; Malvales; Malvaceae
Product: AT-hook motif nuclear-localized protein 22-like
Exons: 1
Coding region: 384-1304 (306 amino acids)
Biological process (GO): vegetative to reproductive phase transition of meristem
Cellular component (GO): nucleus
Molecular function (GO): DNA-binding transcription factor activity; minor groove of adenine-thymine-rich DNA binding
Source: RefSeq, a predicted model, not a curated record